CUCAGAUCAUCUGGACCCGCUCGGUGUCGGAUUCCCAGUUUGAUCGACCGCGUCCGUAAUGCGGGACACACCGGCACCGGAGACGCACGCGCUCGCACACACACCCGAUGGCGACCCGUGAGCGCGCCCGGGACUCAUCAUGCCCAACCGAACUGAGCCGGAGCCGCGGGAGCUGCUGGCGCGCGCGCUCACCGGGACCGUGCUGAGCGUUCUGAUCCUCUGGACUCUGUUCGGGAAUAUUCUGGUGUGCGCGGCCGUGCUGCGGUUCCGACACCUGCGCGCGAAAGUUACGAACAUCUUCAUCGUGUCGUUGGCCGUGUCGGACCUGCUCGUGGCCGUGCUCGUGAUGCCGUGGAAGGCGGUCACGGAGGUCACCGGGUUCUGGCCGUUCGGUGCGUUCUGCGACAUCUGGGUGGCGUUCGACAUCAUGUGCUCCACCGCGUCCAUCCUGAACCUGUGCGUGAUCAGCGUGGACCGGUACUGGGCCAUCAGCAGCCCGUUCCGCUACGAGCGCAAGAUGACCCCGCGCGUGGCGUGCGUGAUGAUCGGCGCGUUGUGGACCCUGUCGGUGCUCAUCUCCUUCAUCCCGGUGCAGCUCGACUGGCACAAAGCUUCUGCGGAGCCCGGGUCCAACGCCAGCGACGCGCGCGCCGCCGAGGACACCUGCGACUCGAGCCUGAGCCUCGAGUACGCGAUCUCCUCAUCCCUCAUCAGCUUCUACAUCCCCGUGGCCAUCAUGAUCGUCACGUACACCCGGAUCUACCGGAUCGCGCACAUCCAGAUCCGGAGGAUCGCUUCACUGGAGCGCGCGGCAGCGCAAGCGCAAAACAGCCGUACGAACCGGCUCGCGCGCCACCAUCAUCAUCAUCAUCAUCAUUCACACAGCAGCCUGAAGACGAACUUCAACCGCGAGACUAAAGUUCUGAAGACUCUGUCCGUGAUCAUGGGCGUGUUCGUGUUCUGCUGGCUGCCGUUCUUCGUGCUGAACUGCGUGGUUCCGUUCUGCCCCCGCGAACCGUCCGCGGGCCCGUCGUGCGUCAGCGACACCACUUUCGACGUGUUCGUGUGGUUCGGCUGGACCAACUCGUCGCUGAACCCCGUGAUCUACGCGUUCAACGCGGAGUUCCGCAAGAGCUUCUCGAGCCUGCUGGGCUGCCGGAACCGGUGCCGGACCCCCGUGGACACGGUCAACAUCAGCAACGAGCUCGUGUCCUACAACCAGGACACGCUGUUCCACAAGGAGGUCGCGGGCGCGUACGUCAACAUCAUCCCGAACGCCGUGGACGCGUUCGACCGGAUCUCGCAGCUUUCGCACGGUGAUGACGAGGACGACGCGUGCGAUGUGGAGCGCGAGGCGGACGGCGCGUUCACGCAGAACGGCAUUCACUGACCGAGAGCGCGCACUGACGCUGG
Molecule: messenger RNA, 1413 nt
Organism: Rhinichthys klamathensis goyatoka
Lineage: Eukaryota; Metazoa; Chordata; Actinopteri; Cypriniformes; Leuciscidae
Gene: drd5a
Product: dopamine receptor D5a
Exons: 1
Coding region: 140-1390 (416 amino acids)
Biological process (GO): adenylate cyclase-activating adrenergic receptor signaling pathway
Cellular component (GO): plasma membrane
Molecular function (GO): G protein-coupled receptor activity; dopamine neurotransmitter receptor activity
Source: RefSeq, a predicted model, not a curated record